CACGCGCUGCCCCUUUAAAGCUGAGCCGAUUUAAGCGAGGCAGGUAACAACCAAAGCAGCCAAUCCUCCUCCCCGUCAUAGAUUAUUUAACAAGUUGUCGAGGCAGCGAAGAGCGUCUAAAGGGACCCGAAGAAGAAAACGCAUCAAAAUGUUCAACUAUUCAUCACCAAAAAUGUAGGCGGGCUGUCUAGAAAGUUGUGGGAGAAUAACGGAAACGGGUAACAGGUGUCCUGGAGCUUUUGGGAAAGCGCGCGACAGGAAACGUCAGACGAUCCGCUCGCAUUCUAGCAAAAUGGACUGGCUUUGCUAGCUCGUGCGCAUCUUUUCUCUUAGACUUCUGUUCAUUAUCACUUAACAACUGAGUAAUGCUACAUGGCCAUGUGACGUGACAUGCCGAUCGAGCUGCUCUUGCCUUUAAACGAUUUAUUGCAUGGAGUGAAUAAGAAAAUUGCGUGCUAGUUACUUUUCUGAUUAAUUUGUUUUGCACUGCGCGACACCUGAGGUUUUUUUUUUUUUUUACAUGUUCAAUGGUGCAUGAAUAGUCACCUUGGCACAGGGAGUCAUUAUGACCGUUGAGGGGACACUUCUCGCCGCCAGGCAAGGCGAAAUAGAUACUCUGAAAGUGCAAUUAGAGGAAAAAGUGCUCAAUAGUGAUGUAAAGGACUCUCUCGGAGCGACGCCCGUGCACCACGCGGCGCGCGCUGGCAAGCUCAACUGCCUCCAGUUCCUGGUGGAAGAAGCGGGCUUACCGGCGAACAGCCUGGCUCAUAACGGCGCGAGCCCCGCUCAUGACGCAGCCGCCACCGGCAACCUGGAGUGCCUGCAGUGGCUCCUGUCUCAGGGAGGCUGUCAAGCUUCGAGUAAAGACAACUCAGGAGCCACCGUCCUGCACCUGGCUUCACGCUUCAGCCAUCAUGAGGUCACAGACUGGUUACUAAAGAGUGGAGAAGGGGAUCCCAGCGUUGCCAUGGACACAGGUGCUGUGCCUGUUCACUACGCUGCUGCUAAGGGUGACUUGGCCAUGCUCAGGCUGCUAUUGGGACACAGCCCAAAUGUUGUCAACUUCCAAACCAAGAACGGUGCCACUCCUCUGUAUCUUGCAUGUCAGGAAGGCCAUCUAGAGGCUGUCCAGUACCUGGUGAAGGACUGUGGCGCAGAGCCAACUAUUAGAGCCAAUGACGGAAUGACGCCUCUGCAUGCUGCUUCCCAGAUGGGACAUAAUACUGUUAUUGUUUGGUUGAUGAACUUUACAAACAUCAGCCUGUCUGACCGGGACAACGACGGCGCCACUGCUAUGCACUUUUCUGCCAGCCGAGGCCAUGCCAAGGUUCUCAGCUGGCUCCUCCUCCACGGUGGUGAAAUUGUGACAGACAGCUGGGGUGGGACACCUCUCCAUGAUGCGGCUGAGAAUGGAGAGCUGGAGUGCUGUCAGAUACUGGUGGUGAAUGGAGUGGAUCUGGGUAUUCAGGACCAGGACGGCUUUACUGCAGCAGAUCUGGCUGAAUACAACGGACAUGAGCAGUGUGCCAAGUACCUCCGUACAGUCGAAACCAUGAGCGUGGAGCAUCGUGUCUUGUCGCGGGAUCCCUCAGCAGAGCUGGAGUAUAAGCAGCCUGACUCAGGCCACUCAUCUCCAAAUGGCACGUUAAACACGGCAGCCCGUUUCGAUAUAGGAUCUCCCUCCAGCUCACUAUCCAACUACGACACGCCCAACUCCAGUCCGUCCAGCACGGGGGAGAAAAAGGGCAGCUCUGCACCAUUACGAGUAAUAGGGGGUCCUGAGACAGCAAUCAAUGACAUGCAGACCUACAUGGACAUGCUGAACCCUGACCUCACUGUUGGGGAGCAGAACAAGAAGGGGCCAUCGCAACCUCCGCCUCCUCCCACUUUCCCCCCACCUCCUCCACCUGGCUCUUCACAAAUCCCUCCACCUCCACCCACUUAUCCUGCACCAAAUUUGUCUGAGGACGAGUCUGCUGAGUUUCUGAAGGUGAAGAGCAACCUACGUCACGUGGACAGUUACUCUGUGAAAAAAGAGGUGUCAGGAGGGGAGAACUCAGACAGACUGCGGCGGGUGGACUCCAACAGGAAGUCACGAAGCUUCAGUAAGCAGCCCAGCACUGGAGACUAUUACAAGUCCCUGGGCAACGACAUCACGGACGUGCAACCCAGGACAGACAUGGCACCUGAUGAGGAGGGUUCAGUGUUGUUGGAGGAGCCGGCUGACGCCUCCCUUGUAGUGGAGAAUGGGUCGGGAGAGAGCGAGGAGCCUCCCGCACCUCCUCCUGCACCUCCUCUGCUUCCUGCCCAGAUUCCACCUCCAGCACCCCCACUGCCUUCGGAGGUCCCUCCACCUCCCCAGAGCAACCACGCUCCUCCAGCGGCCUCCAGCCAGCGUCGCAUGUCCUCCUCCUCUAGCAGCACUAAAUCCUUCAACAUGAUGUCCCCUACUGGCGAUAACUCUGAGCUUCUAGCUGAAAUUAAAGCCGGGAAGUGCCUGAAGCCCACGCCUCACAGUAAAGGUUACACAACCAUCUACUCCAGCGGUGGCUCUCCAGUGAAUAAUGAAGAAAGUCCAGCGUCGCCACCUCAGUCCCAAUCGGAACCCCAAACUGAGCCCCAAUCUCAGCCCCAACCUCAGUGGCAGCCACAACCUCAGUCCAAUGCAGUCCAAUCGACAAAACAAACAUCUGAUCCCACUUUCCCAUCUACAUCCACAAAUCCUACGGCUUUUGGCACUUCUUCCCGGAAGAUGAGCACAUCACAGAGCUAUGAUCAUCUGCCUGUUGUGGUGAAUGGCAACAGUGCCUCGGGUCAGACGCGUAAGUCCAGCCUGGUGGAUAUAGAGGCCCUGGUGCCCACCCAUGAUGAGCAAGGCAGACCCAUUCCUGAGUGGAAGAGGCAGGUGAUGGUGAGGAAAUUGCAAGCAAAGAUGCAGGAGGAAGAGGAGAACAAGAAAAAGAUUGAGGAGGAGGAGGCCCUGCUUGCAGCCAUGCCUGCAUGGAGAAGAGACAUCAUGAAGAAAAAACUGGAUGAAGAAAAGACGGGCAGGAAGCAGAAAAGGAAAGAAGAAGAGCGACUGAAGAUAGAGAAGGAGAACGAAGAAAAGAUGGAGCUGGAACGGCUGCGUACGUUAGGCUAUGAUGAGACCAAGCUGGCGCCGUGGCAGCGGCAGGUCAUUUUAAAGAAAGGCGACAUAGCCAAACAGUAGUUUAUCCCCAUUCUGUUUCACACACAUCUCUCUGCUUCCAUCAUCUGCAGGACACCGCAUUACCCACAAUCCACCAGUUCCAUUCCACAUACUGAGAGGCUCAGCACACAGCACAGCUGUUUGAAUUCAUGCAGAUUUGCACUGUUCAGGACUGUUAACGGAUCCAUAGUACAUUGCAAUGAGAAUUAUGUGUUAUUGUAAAAGCCUAUAAUUCAUUAGUGGUCCUCUAUUUGUGCGCCUGUAGAUUUAUUACAAAUACAAACAAAAAAAUGCCUGCAAUAAUAUUGAAAAUACAUACAUUUCAAUGCACCUCACAUUUCCACAUUUAAAAAUCUUCAAAGUAUUUUCAUGUCUAGAAAGAGUAGUUAUUCUAUACAAAACGUUUAACUUUUUUUUUUUUUUUUAACCAGCCAAUCAUUCUAAAGGAAAUUUGAAUACAGCAUACUAGUUAAACAGAUUAUGCUGACAUCAAACUACAUACAAGUGCACUGAAAUAAUUAUUAAAGAGUGAUUUAACUACUUUUGGCAUAUGAGAAAAAGAUAUAUUAAUUGAUAAUAAUGUUCACAAUAUUAACCUGGACUUUUGUGCAUGUGUUUUAGUUUAUGUAGUUUGCAGUCAACCCACCGAUUAAUAGGAUUCUUAAUUGAAAUAAUUCAUUUUAUUUGUUUUUUUUUACACAGUCAUGAAAAGGUGAAAUAUAACAAUAGCCAUAACCAUAAGAUGCAUAUUGAUAUUUCCAUAAUGACCAGAAAUUGGCAGAAUAUGCUGCUGUCGUUAAUAUUUUACUGUGUAAUACAUUCUGUCCAAAAACCACACAUGUACUUUACUAAGAUUUACCAAAUCACAGAGUUUACUCUAGGGGCAGAAUAUUUGUGGUUGUUUGUCUGAACACAUGGGCAAGAUAUAUAGAUAUGGAUAUGUUAAUAUCUUAUUCUGUUAUUACUGUACAUUCAUUUUUGGUCUUGCGACCAGAAAUAGAUGAUUAUGCAUGAGGGUGUACAUCCGUUUUUAUCAGCACACUUUUCCUUCAUUACAUCUGCUCAUAACAUCCCUUGUACAGAUAGGGUACCUGGACCUUGGAAAAGUGCCGGACGUGUCUUUCUGAAUGUCUGUGUAUAUAUGUGGUGUCUGUUCUGUGUCAUAAAAUGUGUGAUAGUUAAACGUGAUGUAUUUAGAGUGUACAUGUUUUGCAAGUGUAAAAAAAAAAAUUGUCAUUCUCAUACAAAUAUGUGCAAUGCAUGCAAUAUUUGGUUUAACUUCAUUUGAUGCCAUAUUGAUGUUUAAAACAAAGCUAUACACAAACGCAAUUGCCAUUAGAACAUUUUCUAUUUAUGAAUAAUGUACAUAGUUAUACUGAGGAAAAAACUUUGCUGCCCUUUUUUUGCUCUAUGAAGGUCCAGAUUGUCCUCCUCAUCCUUUGCUUGCAUUGAUUUCUUACUCUAAACCAUCAAUGUCAAACGGGCAAAUGUAGCAAAAUAAAAAUUUGAUUUCUUGGAAUUCAUAAUGCUGUCUUUGAAUAAAUACAAA
This is a messenger RNA of Ictalurus punctatus (channel catfish), 4739 nucleotides long. RefSeq names its product espin (gene espn). The record is from RefSeq and is a predicted model, not a curated record. The transcript has 14 exons. Lineage: Eukaryota; Metazoa; Chordata; Actinopteri; Siluriformes; Ictaluridae. Gene Ontology annotation, cellular component: cytoplasm. Gene Ontology annotation, molecular function: actin filament binding. Gene Ontology annotation, biological process: actin filament bundle assembly. The coding region runs from base 566 to 3211 and encodes 881 amino acids.